UAGUGUUUGCUUGAAAAUGUUGGCGGUCGCACAGUAGCGGCGGUGUCUCCGGUGGCGUUUUUUUUUCUUUUUGCUUCGCGUACUUUUCCCCCUUUAUUUUCCCUCUUUCCGUUGAGUUUUCCCUCCUUCGCGCACACAGUAUUAGUUGCAAACUGCAAUCCAAUCGAAUCUGAAUCCGACUUAAAUUGAUAAAUCAAACGAUAAACCGCGGAUGCUUCGGAAAUAUACGCGCGCGACCGUGAAUUUUCUUUUCGUUUUCGAGUUUUUUUUCUUUGUUCGUCACUUGAUUUGAUGGUCUUGAACCAUUUUUAAAAUAUUUUUCUACGACGACGACGACACCGACGGUGGAUAUCGACGACAGUUUCGACUGAACAAAAAAACUUGUAAUUACCGUGAAACCAGCUACCAGUAGAAGACAUACAUGAAUUUAAAGUGAAUAUAAACAGACAAUCAUGUCCACCCAAGAUCUACGAGGUCGCAAGUCGACCUUGCUUCAACGCUACCAGCGCAAUGCCGAAUCACAGGACCCGCUAAACCAACCGAUGAGCACCGCACCAAUGUCGAAAUCCACCAGCCAACGAAGUUUGCAAAAUUCUACCCUACUGCAACGACGCUACUCGAAAACGACCUCCCAGGACUUGCCACUCGGUGAACCAACUCCAUCAACAAAUCUCCAGCAGCAGCAGCAACAACCCUCCAAGACCAGCAGUCAGCGCAGUUUGGACCAAUCUAAGCUACUGCAGCGCUAUUACAAGCAAAACUCACAGGACUCACAGGAUGGUUCAAGUCAACCGACGGCGCCGCAGCAACAGCAACAGCAGCAGCAGUACAGCAGCCAGAAGAACUUGGAGAAUUCCAAGCUUUUGCAAAAGUACGGUCCACAGGCGAACCACUCGCAGGAGUUUACCGGUCUGGGGGCCAGGGAGAGCACUCCCGUUGCGAGGUUCCAACGCAGCGGCAGUCUGGACCAGGAUCGGACGGUUAGGUCGUCGCUGCUGUCAAAGUACACGCCAAGAUUUGGCAAGUCACUCGAUAGGAACAAGCCGCCAGUCGGAGGUGCGGGAAGCUACAGCAACUACAGCAGUCAGCAAAGUCUCGAUCAGAACAUGACCCAGUCGCAAACGUUUGCCGAUUAUGGGAGCGACCAUUUUGAUCAGUACGAUUCACGGAAUCUGCGCAGUCGUUCGACUAGUUUGGCUCGUGGUUUGAACAGCCGCAGUAUGCAACGGGAGCUGGGGCCGAUGAACAUUGAGAUGGACAAGGAAAACGUGCCGACGGAGCCGAUCACGGCGGAAACCCUGCCGAUUGUCGCAACGACGGAACCAGUUGUGGGAGUCAUUGCAUCUGCACUCCCAAUGCCAACGUUUGGGGUAAUCCCGCCUACUCCGAUGGUGGAAACGAGCAAACCAGCACUGUCUGUAGACACCAACAAGCUCCAACCUGUGGCUCCAUCUCCAGUCACGGUACCACAACAACAACAACCGCAGCCAACCGAAGUGGAGACACCAAAACGUAAGGAACCGGUCAAGCCACCCCGCAAAGAUCUAGCUGCUUCGGCGACCGUGAGUAUUCCCAUUCCUACCAUCACGACAACCAUCGCCAAAAUCGAUCCACCGAAGGCUCUCAUCCCCACCGCCACCAAAAAGUUGGAUGCUCCAGUCGUACCGAAAGACCCUUCACCGCCAUUGUUCAGUAAUAGGGAUCGCAUGGACCAUUACGGAAGCGCUUCAAACCCCUCACAAUCAUCCCUAAAAGCACAACCACUCAAGCCGGCACCAACAUUAGCUGCCACGCCAACGAACAAGAACCUGCUGAUGCCGAUCAGUGACCUCAGCAGUCGCCGAAGCAUGACCGAUCUGCGCCAAACGAAGCAAGAAGACACCAGCGCGUUCGCACUGGACAUUGACGAAGCCAGCGAUCGGAACGAUCUGCGCGUGAUCGCCAAGAAGAAGGAUCCCGUCAAAAACACGCUUGCGUCGGCGUUCGAACAAAUAGCGGUACUGUCCGUACCGCAGGUGUCGGAUGCGUUCGAGGAGCGCGAGAGGAUUGAAGAGCUCCCUCCGGAUCGAAAGCUCAAGAAGCGCGAUCACACGUACCAUCCGUCGUUUGUGCCCAAACAGGCCAAGUUGGAGGAGGAAGAGAGGAAAAAGCAAGAAGAAAAGGCCAAACAAGAGGUCCACAAGCAAGAGCAGGAGCGAAGAAAAGAGGAAGAGAGAGUGAAGAAGGAGAACGAAAGAAUGCGCAAGGAAGGUGAAAAGAUGCGAAAGGAGGAGGAAAAGCGAAUGAAAGAGGAAGAGAAAAGACACAAGGCGGAAGACGAUAAGCGCAGGAAAGACGAGGAAAAGAUGGCGAAAGAGGAAGAAAAACGACUGAAAGAGGAUGAAAAGCGGAAAAAGGAAGAGGAAAAGAAGAAGCAGAAAGAAGAGAAGAAGAAGGCAUCCACACAAAAGACAGCUCCAGUAGAACCGGAGCCAGCAGCCCCAGCAGAAGAAGAAACCAUCGAUCUUGCAAGUCACUUGGACCAUUACAGCGUUUCGGUACAGCCAAGAAGCACAUCAGCACCCGGGCGACCAAGAUCCAGCGGAACUCCACGCGGCAGUCAAGGAGCUUUAAACAGGCAAACCCUGCCGGGAGUAUCCAAGCCAAUGUACGGCAGUCAGCAGAGUCUUGACCGAGGCAGCGGAAUGCAAUCGAAAAUGUUACAGCGGUACGCAAAACGGAGCGGUUCGCAAGAUUUCACUCAUCACGACGGGAUGCAACAGUUUGUCAAGGACGUGCACCGCAGUCAGGGCAGCCUGGAGCAGCGUGCGCCACGAUCAUCACUUCUCCAGCGGUACACACCGAAGCCAUUGAGCGCGUCAAGUGCGACAGCUGGACAAGCAGCGGUACCACCUUCGACACCUCGCUCGACAAGCCAGGUUAGCCUGGACAAGAACCGCAUCGAAAAGUCAUCGUUGUUGCAGCGGUACAAACCAAAGGAAGAAUCCGUGGAAGCGGAUCAACGAAUGGGUGCGGUGGUGUUCGCGCCAAAGAAACCUGUUAAGCAUGCUACUUUUGAUUAUCGCGACCACGAGUACGAGCCAAUUGGAGAACCCGUUGACAGCAAGCCGAGCGGAGCCUCCAGCUUGGCGCCACCUACGGACGCCCAGCAGCGUAAGCUUUCGAGCGCAUCGCUGCGAGUGCCGGGAGAUGACGCCGACACAUUGAGCAUGAACGAGCUGCAGAAGGACAUUGAGGAUCGCUACUUUAACCGUGCCGCUGAGGAAGAAACUCUCGAGGAGGCCACUGCCGAACCGUCGGCCGACGCGACGCAGGAGAAGACGAGCAAAAUGAAGGCCGUGAUGUCACGUGCUCAAGAGAGUGGUAAGAAGGCGAUGGCGAGGGCACAGGAGAGCAGCAAGAAUGCCAUGAGCAAGGCCCAGGAAGGUGGAAAGAGCUUGCAGCAGAAGCUGCGCAAGCAAACGGACAAAUUCAAAACCAAAAUGUCCAACAUAAACAUCAAGAAGGACAAGGACGGUGCCCCGCUGGCGUCACCGGAAGUUGUCACCACUCCGGAGUUGGAGAAGUUUGACUUUACGCUUGCUGAGCCAAAGCCGGAUCAAGAAGAGAACAUUCAACCCGAAGUCACGGUUACCGUGGAGGACACCAACGAAAUUGAACAGGAAGAAGCUGCGGCGGAAGCUGGUGCGUCGAAGAAGAAGUUCAAAGCUCCGGAAUUCUCCAAGCUCAAGAACAUUCACAUGCCGAAACUUCAAAAGCCAGAGUUUAAACGUCCAGAGUUUACCAAGAUCACUAAACCGAAAAUGCCGAACAUGUCAAAGUUCAAGCGUCCUGAAAUGCCAAAGUUCCUGACGGAAAAGCCCGACUUUUCCAAGCUCAAGAUGCCGGAGAAAAUCGGCACAAUCAAACUGCAGCGUAGCAAGUCGAUGAAGGAACCAUCGGAUGUAGCUAGUGCUGCCUCGCCAUCCGACGCGUCAGUUGUCGGUGACGAUGCCGCAAAGAAGAAGGUCAACUAUACUGACUUUAGCACGUUCCCACGGCUGCUGGACAAAUUCAAGCGCCAGAAGUCCGCUCCGGGUAACGCAAGUGUCCGUGCAUCAACGCCACCACCGCUGGAGUUCACCAAAGCAGGCAAGACGACCCGUCCCAAGGGCAAAACGUUCAUUUCACGAUGGGCCGAGAAGUCAUCGGAAGGUGCCGGAAGCACAAGUCUCUUCUUCACCGGUAGCGAACUGGGCGAGCGAGAGUCCUCGGUUGAGAAGCGCAUGCGUCAACGGCUAGAUCGGGCUGACUUUGAUACUCCCGAGCUGCCCAUCACUGCCGAACAGAAGCAGCUGGAGGAGUACGACAAGGAGAAUCGAGAGAUUCACCUCGUGUCCGCGGCCAGACACGACGAGUUCAUGAAGCGGAAACCGCCGAUGGAACGGCAAGAGUCCGACCUGGCCUCUGAAGAGGAGAAGCAGUUCUGGGCGAGUUCGCUGGGCCAGAAAAUCAGACAGAAUAUCGACAUGAACAGCAACGACUUUGACUUUCUCGAUGAAGACGAGCGGCUGCGCGUUGCUCGCGAAAAUGAAGCCAUGGGGCUGAGUGCACGUGAUCGUGCUAGAUUCUUGGGAGAGCCUAUCGAACAGGCAGAAGAUUACGAGCUGCGAUCUACGACUCCGUACUCGAACAAGGAGUGCCAAUCAUCGACCGGAAGUUCCGGAAUCCGCAGACGCAAGGGUGUUCUGGAGGAAAUCGACGACGAUGAAUUCUUCCUGCGCCAAAAGGGAAUAUCCAAGGACAACAUCCAAAUGGGAGAGUACAUCAGUUCCGCCAUUAAGGAAGGACUGGGAACUCCGGUCAAUGCUCUGGCAGAAAUGGGACGCUACGACUCGUACGACCAGGACAUGGAUGCCAGCGAGCGAAUGAGCAUGGAAUAUCGUGGUGAGAUGAGCUUCAACGAUGAGUUCCGUCGGAAUGCCGACAUGUUCAAGACGUUCCCGCCGGAUCGUCCCAACAGGAAGCACAAGAAGUCCUACAACGAGGAACAGUACGAGGAUGAUGGACAGAAGGUACCGUACGACUCGUACCAACAGGAAGAGGAAGAUCUGGAGUUUUACGGACGCGAUCGUAAGUAUGCUAGCGAGGAGCCAAGACAGCUGGCUGCUGAAGACGAGCGCUACAUGGACGAGGAAAGUCUCGGCAACGGAUUCUCACGCACGGGAGCGGCUGUGCCACCUACGCCACCGAGACGCCGCAAGAAGCGCUUCCGUGAUGUCACCCCAUCUGAACUAGAACCAUUUGCCAAUGGUUUGACAUCCAAACCCAUUUACAAUAGCUAUACCUUAGGACCAGAAACGCACUUGUUCAACGCCGAAGUUCCGCUGGCACGCGAGGAAAGCUUCACGACUCCGCUGCCAACUCCGCGGCGAUCCCGUUCGCGAUCCCAAAUCUCGAAGGCGUUCGAUGACGACCGCACCUCUCGGGGAGCAGAGUCCUACAUCUUCGGAGCCGUAGACAGUGCCAUGGUGAAACGCAGCAUGGAUCUGUCGGAAUCCAACGGCUAUGCUACCGUGCGUAAGGAUCCACCGCCACGUCCACCGGCUCCGAUCCGUCGUAGGCGGUCAACGCACUCUUUGGGAGAUCAACGUCAGUUCAGCACACUGCCCAACUUCCAUUCGGUUUCACCGCAACGUCCGUCGCGCAACUACAGCACCAUCAACCCGAACCGACCACCGCGUAUGAAGUCCAACACCAAUCUGGACCAAGAAUCGAUGAGAUCAGCGAGCGUCAGCAAAAAUGACUUCACCGAGUACGAAGAUAUCGAGCAGUUGGAGGAGCAAGCCCGAAUGCACCAAUCGCUGGACACGGGAGCGGUCGUGAGCAAGAUGAAGGACCGUCCGCUUCCACCGCCGCCACGUCCGCCGAGGGACCACAAGAAGCCCAAGCCGAAACCGGACCACGAUGACCGGCACGACUUUGAUGGAGGAGCGGAGAAGAUCGUCGCAACGAAACCGUUUGAAAGGGUCGAAGAGGUCGAAAUCGCAAUCCAAACUGACCCGCUACCGGAAGACUACGAGCUGGACAUUGAGGUUGAGGAAACGCUUGGAUAUGCGGAGGAAGAAGCACCCGCGAAGACACUUCGGGAGAUUCUCAAGGAAGAACAACAGGCAGAGCAGGCUCGUGCCCGCCAACUCGCGGAAGCCACCAGCCUGAUGAGAGACAUUCAAAAGUUCAGAGAUUCUACAUCAUCGCUCUCGCAGCAUGGUAGUCGACCAGAAACUCCAGCAGCUGCCGCCAGCAUCUUGGAACGCCGUGUCUCGGUCCCUACCGCAUCCAGCAUGCGCAACGACGUUCGUCCUCUCAGCAACGAGAACCUCUCCGAGCAGGACCUGGCGCACGCCGAAGACGACAAGUACAUUGCGGAGCUGGUGAAGAAGUACGUAUCGGAAGAGAAGGUCGUCCCAACUGAGAGUGCAAAGAGACAACAGAGAGCAGCGCCUGCAUCACAGGAAAUCGACGCUGAAAAACUUAGGGAAAUAGAAGCCAUGAUUGUAAACGAGCGGGUUGAACGGGAAGAGUUCCGAGUUGUUCAGUCUGAGCCAGCUGCACCGCCACGACGAAGGUCUCUGGUAGCCUCCAGUCAAGAUCUUUCCAGAAGCGUCGAAAUUUCUCCCAACGUGAUAGAGGAAAUCGUCGAACGCUUGAGAACGAACGAGCAGCAACAUAUCGCCGAGUUGCAACAACUGCAGCAACAGCAAAUGGAAGAAAUGAAAAGACAGCAAGAGGAACAGCAGCGACUGCACGAUCAGAAACUCGAAGAGCAACAGAAGCAGCUCAUGGAGCAACAGAACCAGCAACUACAGGAAACGCAACAGCUCAAGGAACAAAUCCAGCAACAACAAGAACAGCAAAAGGAACUGCUUUUGCAGCUGCAGCAACAGGAAAAAGAGCGUGAAUACGCCCGCGAGCAAGCCCAACAAAGAGCCAAGGAACUCGAACAGCAGAGAAUGCUUGAACUGCAACAUCAGCAGCUUAUCCUUCAGCAGCAGGAAAAGGAACGCGAACAUGCCCGAGAACUGGAGCAACAACUGGCAAAGGAGCUGGAGCAGCAGAGAAUACGUGAAACUCAGCGGAUUCAUGAGCUCGAGAUGCAGCGGGCGCGCGAAGCGGAACUUCUCAGAGCCAAGGAAGCUGAACUGCUGAGAGCGAAGGAGGCAGAGUUGUUGCGAGCGAAGGAAGCUGAGAUGCUCCGAGCAAUGGAAGCCGAAAUGCUGAGAGCAAGAGAGGCUGAUCUGUUGAGAGCCCGUGAAGUAGAGUUGCUAAAAGCGAAACCAGUCGAGCCGAAGGAAGAAGGAGAGGCAGCACCUCCAGCGGAAUCAACAACCGUCACUGUUUCAGAAGCUCAAGAACCAUCCAACGCAGCCAGCGAAGAACCGAAGGAAGCACAACCACCAGCAAGACCUCCACCACCGCGGAUAAGUCCCCAACCUCCGAUGACGCCGACCCAACAGUUCCCGUACCAGGAAUACAUGCCGUACUCUCUUUCGCCCCAGCCUACACCGUUCUUCUCCGGCCGAAACUAUUCCGACGAUGAGGGCGCAGGCCUUCCGCAGGCCCCACACAGACGCCGGCGCCAGCACCGUUCACGACGGGAAUCUACCUCGGAGGAAGAGUUCCAGCGUGAUCAGCGCAAACAACGCCACGGAACACGCUCGCCAGAACCGACGAUUCCGGCUCUGGGCGGUCAGCUGAUCCGUGCCUGCGGAAACUCGAUCCGCGAAACCGGCGACGAGCUGAUGACGAUUCUGCGUGCCAGCAGCAAGGAUGAAAACAAACGCGAUCUGCACAUUGCCCUCAUCAUCCUGAUCGUCAUCGUGGCCGGACUGAUGGCACUCGGGAUGAGUGCCGAGAGGGACGUCCAUCACCACCAUUGGGAUUACUUCAAUCCGCCCGGUAACGGACGGGCCUAAGCCGGAAAUAUCAUUAAACUUGUAGAUUUUGGUGGAAACAUUUUUUAGAAGUCGCUUUUUAUCAUCAUUACGAAUACAGUAGCUAUUAGUGGACAAUUGUUAACUCUUGUUGAAACUUAGGCCGUUACGAUUUAAUUUAUCAAUUACUACAAUCUGCAUUUUAACGAUUUCUAAACAGUAGAAUUUGAUCUUAAGAUGUUCAAACGUCAUCUUCAUUCAAGCCCCGCAUCCUACUAAUGCCAGCACUUUGUUACUUAACCUAACUGUAAUCUUUUUUCCGGAGAAUCCCGCACACAGAAUCUCAUUCGGCAGUCGAGAACAGUAAUCGAAUUUUUUUUGCAAAAUCUUUGUACAGUAGAAUGUAGUGUCGAAAGCAAGAUCAGCAAGAACACAGGAAACAUGAAGAAAAAGAAGAAGUCGAAAACCACGAGUUACAGUACUAGUCAAUACAAUUUUAUAAAAACCAUUUAAAAAAAAUCGAAGAUCUGCGCGAAUCCGGCCUUCACUGUUAAUUUAUUUGUUUUUGUAUCAUAAUCACAUCUAGAAAAAGUGAAUAAAUGAUUUUUGACAACAAA
Molecule: messenger RNA, 8530 nt
Organism: Culex pipiens pallens (northern house mosquito)
Lineage: Eukaryota; Metazoa; Arthropoda; Insecta; Diptera; Culicidae
Product: titin homolog
Exons: 6
Coding region: 453-7955 (2500 amino acids)
Source: RefSeq, a predicted model, not a curated record